Molecule: messenger RNA, 1635 nt
Organism: Siniperca chuatsi (mandarin fish)
Lineage: Eukaryota; Metazoa; Chordata; Actinopteri; Centrarchiformes; Sinipercidae
Product: plancitoxin-1-like
Exons: 7
Coding region: 56-1174 (372 amino acids)
Biological process (GO): apoptotic DNA fragmentation
Molecular function (GO): deoxyribonuclease II activity
Source: RefSeq, a predicted model, not a curated record
CUCUCCUGGUGUGUGUUUGGGUCCUGACCUGAUCCAGCUGCAGAGCUCGGGAGACAUGUGGAGCUUCGUCCUGACUGUCAGUCUGCUGUGCUGGGGGUCCGAGGGCACGGUGACCUGCAGAGACAACAACAACGGCGCUGUGGAUUGGUACAUCUUAUACAAGGCGCCCGCACUGCAAACUCUAACCGGCCUGGAGUAUCUUUACAUUGAUUCAGCUGGAACUGUGACCCCGAUGAAACCGUCUACACCGAGCUAUAAGAGCAUCAAGGAUCCGAACGGCGUCCUGGCAAACACCCUGCAGCCCCUCUUUACUCCAAUCAGAUCAAUGCUGCCAAGCUUCGGAUUCGUCAGCUACAGCGAUCAACCUCCAGGAUGCAGUGCUUCGAGCGAAUUUGGCCACAGUAAAGGGGUUCUGAUGGUGGACAGGACCGGCACAGGAGUCUGGCUCGUACACAGCACACCGCAGUUCCCGUUCAGAAGAGAUCAGAAUCAGUUCUGGCCUGACAGCGGAGGAAAAAAUGCUCAGACCUUUAUCUGUGUAACGUUCCCCUACGACCAGUUCAGAUAUAUAGGUAAACAUCUGCAGUACAUCGGAGCUUUCCCAUUUGAACAUGACAUUCCAGGGGACUUUCAUCAAGAACUUAGGGAUGCUGUUAACUGGGUCCAAAGUCCUCCGCCCAAUAACUGGCAGCAGCUAACUCCAAGUGGAGGCGCUGCCUUUUAUAGCAUUGCUAAACAACAGUCAGCUCAGCCAAAAGUUGGAGAUCUUUACGUCACUAUUGCAGAAGCGGUCAGCAGUGAUCUGGAUGUCCAGACCUGGGGCUGCCAGCAUGGCCGUAAACCUUCCUAUUGUGUAACCGGUGUUCAUAAAGUGUUCAAUGUUAAAACUAUAAAAACGGAUCUGGGUGAAUGGGAGCCUAAAAACGAUCAUUCGAAGUGGUGUGUAGCUAAAGAUCAAAAUAAACACUGGACCUGUAUUGCUGAUGUAAACAGGGCGCUGACCCAGUACGAGAGGCGUGGGGGGGCACUGUGCCUUUCAAAUGAUAAAAUCCACACCAUAUUUCAGCGUAUUGCUGGGGGCACUGAGGAGUGUCCAACUCUAAACAUCAUGGACGUGACGGACACUGACUGUGAGCCAGACCCUGACGCUGACAUGACUUCACUGAUGGGCUAAAUCCAGCUCAGCCGGCAGGUCUACUUUACUCCAGAUUGUGGUUUUCCUCUGUCCUGUUUUGUGUGUUGUUGAUUUCUCAUUUUGGGCCAAUAAAAACACUGAGGGAAUGAAAUGAAGGAUAAUUACUAGUUUGGUAACACAAGUAAGCAAUAUUACAUGAUAAUAUACGAAAGUGAUGGACGUGUAUUACCGGAGUGAUUUUCUUCUGUCAAGUCAGUUCUUUUCUAUAAAACCUCAGAAAUCUGGGACCUUAAACGGUUAAUUUUGUACCUGCCAAUCAGCGUUUCCGUGGUCGUGGUUGAACAGGAGUCUGUAUCUCCUACUGCCACCGUUAGCCUGUUGUUAAUGUAAUGAAUGGGGCUCUGUGUGUUGUGUCACUACCAGUCAGCGCACUGAGGGACGUUCAGCUGUGAGACGAACCAAAGCGUUUGUGUUGGAUAAAAUAAAUUGGAUCUAACAGA